This is a messenger RNA of Notothenia coriiceps (black rockcod), 582 nucleotides long. RefSeq names its product nucleolar GTP-binding protein 2-like. The coding region runs from base 91 to 543 and encodes 150 amino acids. The transcript has 4 exons. Gene Ontology annotation, cellular component: nucleolus. The record is from RefSeq and is a predicted model, not a curated record. NCBI's taxonomy places the organism in Eukaryota, Metazoa, Chordata, Actinopteri, Perciformes, Nototheniidae.
CACCUGCAGAACUCCAAGGUGCACAUUCUAGACACGGAGAAUUUUGAGACCACAUUUGGGCCCAAGGCUCAGAGGAAGAGGCCCAGUCUGAUGGUGGGGGACAUGAAGGACCUCGUGGAGAAGGCAGAGUCCUCGGGCCAGACCUACAGUGAGGACAAGGACAAAGACCUGGUGGUCGAGGACACAGGGGUCCGGACGGAGGCACGUGAUGAAAUCUUCAAAAAGGGUCAGUCCAAGAGGAUCUGGGGAGAACUCUAUAAGGUAAUCGACUCUUCCGAUGUCGUCAUCCAAGUGCUGGAUGCCAGAGACCCCAUGGGAACACGCUCUAAAAGCAUAGAGAAUUACAUGAAGAAAGAGAAAUCCUGGAAACAUCUGAUCUUCGUUCUAAACAAGUGUGACCUCAUCCCCACCUGGGUCACGAAACGGUGGGUGGCCCUGUUAUCCCAAGAGUACCCCACUCUGGCUUUCCAUGCCAGCCUCACCAACUCGUUUGGUAAAGGCUCCCUCAUCCAGCUGCUCCGGCAGUUUGGCAAGGUAAGCUAAUGCCUCACUUUCAAAACAUAUGUGUAAUUAGUCGAGAGC